Messenger RNA from Argiope bruennichi, 1532 nucleotides. Its product is annotated as lactosylceramide 4-alpha-galactosyltransferase-like. Lineage: Eukaryota; Metazoa; Arthropoda; Arachnida; Araneae; Araneidae. Bases 427 to 1470 code for a protein of 347 amino acids. Gene Ontology annotation, molecular function: hexosyltransferase activity. The transcript has 6 exons. Gene Ontology annotation, biological process: glycosphingolipid biosynthetic process. The record is from RefSeq and is a predicted model, not a curated record.
GGCGCCGAAAGAAUUGAAAUUCUUCAUCCACUACGAGAUUUAUAGGAGCAAAAUUAAGGCAAAUUGCAUCUAAAUUUGGAAUAACAUUCAGAGUUCUUUACUGUUUGCAAGGGUCCAAUGUCACCAAGUGUAGUUUGUUCCUUCUUGCUAGAUGGGGCUGCUCUUCGGCGGCCCCAUCAAGUUUCCAGAAUGACAUCUGGCUAGGUCGGGGUAUCACACAGCAUCCUACUUUGGAGCUACCAGAAGGCUAUUAUGAGAUAGAUUUCAUAGAUUGGAGCUGUGACAAGAGCCCCACAUUCGUAAUAACGUGAGAAUAUUCGUCACAUGGACACCACCCUUCACUGAGAGCGAACUGAGCGAGAUCCCACAGCUUCACAAUGGAAAUUCGCUGUACAGGAUUAUUCAUUGCGAGGUUGGCGAGCAAAGAUGCAUCGCUGUAGGAAAUAUAGACCAGUGGCUGUAUGCGUCACAGCCUGCUUAAUCAUCUUCACGGUGCAUUUCAUGGUGUACUACCUCAUAGUCUAUGAAGAGCCAAUUGACCUGACAUUUGAUGAUGAUCCUUUUAACUGGGAAUGUGGACCGAACGCCAAAUUACUGAAAACUGUCGAAUAUAUGGAGUGCAUCAAUCAGAAUCCCAUCUUUUUUGUGGAGACCUCUGACAGCCCCCGUCUCACUGCUCGGGUGUCUUGCGCAGUUGAAUCAGCAGCUAUACAUCAUCCUGACCGCCAGGUGAGGAUCCUUUUUCUAUCCCCAGAACCCCUGGACUUUACCGAUCCCUUCACUGAAUCUCUCACUCACCUGGACAACGUACGUCUGCUGAGAGUUGAUCUCGCCGUUCUAUUCCGGGGCACGCCGCUCUUGCACUGGUACAAGAAAGGAAAAUGGAAGAAGAGUCCCUACAGGAUUUCCCACACAAGCGAUGCCAUGCGCUUGUUUCUCGUGUGGAAGUAUGGUGGCAUGUAUCUGGAUUCUGACAUUGUGGUGCUACGUUCACUUUCGCACCUUCACAACACCACCACUACGGACAACGGAAAAAACCUCGGUUUCGCUCUGAUCGCCUUUGAUCCGGACCACCCCCUUUUCCGAGAUUCCAUCAAGGACUUCUCAGCCAACUAUGCUCCCUAUGAGUUCGCAGCCAACGGACCUCAGCUCUUCAAUCGAAACUUUAAAAAGCACUGCCACGUGGAGAUUGUAGACGAAUUGUAUAUUGGAGGACAAAACGAUUGUGACGUGGACGUUCUUCCUCAGGAAGCAGCGUAUCCGAUUUCUUACAAAACGUGGGAAGAAUACUUCAAACCACAGGCAGUCCACAACGAGACAGCAUUCGAAUCCAGCCUCAUAAUACACGUGUGGAACAUGCUCAGCAGUGGGGGAAGACUGGUGGUCGGUCAGAACAGCUUGUACGAGAUGGCGAUGAAGGAACAUUGCCCCAAAGUGUACGAGAAUGUUGCCAAACUUGGUUACGCCUAGGAUCUGUGCCAAUCGCGCUUUUGUAAAUAUGUAUUGUAAUAAAGCAACAACUUUUUUUUAAA